Mobula hypostoma (lesser devil ray) is the source of this 3773-nucleotide messenger RNA. RefSeq names its product mesoderm specific transcript (gene mest). The transcript has 12 exons. Lineage: Eukaryota; Metazoa; Chordata; Chondrichthyes; Myliobatiformes; Myliobatidae. The record is from RefSeq and is a predicted model, not a curated record. Gene Ontology annotation, molecular function: monoacylglycerol lipase activity. Gene Ontology annotation, biological process: acylglycerol catabolic process. Gene Ontology annotation, cellular component: mitochondrion. The coding region runs from base 85 to 1089 and encodes 334 amino acids.
CAAAGCAGUGUUAGACCCACUGAAAGCAACCGUCGUUGACAUUCAAACAUUUUCGCGAUUGGGUUAUGCCUUUGAACGUGACCAAUGAGAGUGCUGCUUAUUCCGAGGAUGAAAGAGUGGUGGAUCCAGGUUGCUCUUCUUGCUGCACCUCUAAUAGCUGUCUACCUUCACCUUCCUCCCCCUAUUCUCUCACCAUCCCUUUAUUCAUGGCGGUCUGCUGGAGCAUUCUUCACCUUCAAAGACCACCGCAUAUUUUACAGAGAUUCCAUUGGUGCUUUUGGUAGUUCUGAUACAGUGAUACUUUUGCAUGGCUUCCCAACAUCAAGCUAUGAUUGGCACAAGAUCUGGGAAGGCUUGACAUUGAGGUUUAAUCGUGUUAUCGCAGUAGAUUUUCUUGGCUUUGGAUUCAGUGAUAAACCUAGGCUGCACAGAUACUCCAUCUUUGAGCAGGCAGAUAUCGUCCAGGGGCUAAUGGCAGAACUGGGCCUAGCUCAGCAGAAGCUCAAUAUCCUGGCUCACGAUUAUGGAGACACUGUUGCAUUGGAGCUGCUGUACAGGUCUGAACAUGGUAAACCUGGACAUCUGAUUAUUAACAGCCUGUGUUUAUCAAAUGGAGGAAUUUUUCCAGAGACAAAUCACCCAAGAUUUCUGCAAAAGUUACUCAAAAACAGCGGUUGCUUUUCACCAAUCUUCACCAGACUGAUGAACUACUAUUUUUUCUCAAAAGGGAUCGGUGCAGUGUUUGGACCUCACACACAGCCAACAACUGCAGAGUACUGGGACAUGUGGACUACUGUUCGGAUCAAUGAUGGGAAUCUAGUAAUGGACAGUAUUUUGCAGUUCAUCAAUCAAAGAUGGAAGUACAGAGAUCGAUGGGUAGGAGCCUUGAUUUCUACCUCUGUUCCAUUACAUUUAAUCUAUGGACCAAUGGAUUCUGUGAACCCUCACCCUGAAUUUCUGAAUCUUUAUCAGAAGUUGGUACCAAAAUCAACAGUGUCAAUCCUCGAUGACCACAUCAGCCAUUACCCUCAGCUUGAAGACCCUGUGGGCUUCAAACAAGCUUACACAAACUUCAUCAAUUCCUUCUGAACUUCUAGUUACAACUCUGGAUCUUGACCAAUGAAUGAUCACCAGCUUCUUCUGCAAUAUGGGAAUUGUGGUCCCAAAUAAUAGGCCAAUGAGAUUAUAGAUAUUUUAAAUCAAUAUAAUUCACAAAUUAGAUUUAAUUAUGAGGACACUCAGUCCUCGUUUAUUGUCAUUUAGAAAUGCAUGCAUGCAUUAAGAAAUGAUACAAUGUUCCUCCAGAGUGAUAUCACAAAAAAAAACACAAACCAAAGACUGACACUGACAUAUAGUUACAGCAGUGCAAAACAAUACCAUAAUUUGAUAAAGAGCAGACCAUGGGAACGGUAAAAAAAAGUCUCAAAGUUCCGAUCGACUCCCGAUAGUCCCGGAUAGCAGGUGGCAGAAGGGAGAAACUCUCUCUGCUGUAAACCUCCAGGCACCGACAACUGUCGAUGCAUUGGAAGCACCCGACCACAGCUGACUCUGAGUCCGUCCGAAAACUUCGAGCCUCCGACCAGCCCUUCGACACCGAGCACCAUCUCUGCUGAGCUCUUUGACCCCAUCCCGGCCGCCGAGCAACAAGCAAGGCCAAGGAUGCGGGGCCUUCCCUUCCGGAGAUUCAGGAUCACACAGCAACAGCGGCAGCGAGAAAGGCAUUUCAGAAGUUUAUCCAGAUGUUCCUUCGUUCUCUCACGUCUCUCUCCAUCAAAUCAGGAUUGUGCACGGCACCCUACUUGACAGAUGACAGAUAUCAUUCACCGGAGUGGCCGCGGCUGCAUCGCACCGCCAUCAUCUCCUCCUCCUCCUAUAGUAUUAACAAUGAUACUAUUACUUUCUGCUUUGCUUAAAGGUUAUUUUGCAGUUGCCACUUGCAGACAGUUGGGAGCUCUGUUGGAUGAAUUUAAAUGAAAAGAUUGUGGAUCAAUGCUGAAUUAUAUAUGCUGGUAUUUAGCAGUGAAGGGAUUUGUCUAUAAAGCUUGGAAGUACACAGCAGAUAAAGAGUAUUUAGGUGGCACUUUCUUGCUUGAAGUGUAAACUAUUUGUCUUUCAAAUGCUUGUUGAGCGACGAUGAAUUUUUCACCAUGUCUUCUGCUUCAAGAUUUAGCUUCCUGAGAGACAGGGAUGAACAUUUCAGUGCAUGAGGGUGUGACAGUUCAGCAUGGGGAUCUCCUGCUGGUAAGGUCUAUUUGCUGGGCACUUUUGUCCAAUUAUAAGUCACUCACACUGCCCCCCCCCAAACAGAUGAUCCACAGGGCAAAUAUUUCCAAAACUAGCAAAUAGAACGCGUAUAAAUAAGAGAUUUUUGGGGCCUUUCAGGUGAUGAUAAUUUCUUGUAAUUUCUCAAAUUCUGAAGAAUUUGACAGUAAAUGUAGAGGAUUAAGAUAACCACUUAUAAUAACCAGUAAAAAAUAUAAUUCAGGACAAACUGCUUUUCUGUUUGAGAAUAGCAGUCAGUGGAGUACGUGGGUGUAUAAAAGCUUAAUGCCAGGAGAACAGUCUCUGUUUUUCGUCUACUGCUCAAUUUACAAUUUGCUCCUUUAUAGUUUCUACUGCCUAAUUUGAUGAUGUUAAAUUCACGUCACUCAAUUUUCAACAUGAAGUUAAAGUUGAUGGAAGACACUAGGUGUGUAUUAAAUGAUGGUAUUUAUAAAAACAAAACCUUCCAGAUAAGUUAAAGGGAAGAGAUUAGUGGAGGUCAAUGCAGGACCCUUUCACACUGAAAUUUUUAAAUAUGGGAGUAAUAUUGAUAAAGUAUGGAAGUAAAAGGUCUAUUUGCACAUGUUUUUGUUUUCAAAGCUCUUUUUGUAUGCAUGUGGCAGGAUGGUAUACAUUUUGAGUUCUACUCAUUGCUAGUUAAUUUUCCCAGUCAACUUUGUUGUACAUUAGUGAAAUUUCACUUCCCAUAAUAUUGUGCAGCUAUGAUUUUUCAAUACUAUACUGUAUUUAGCUAUUCUAUCUAGAUGAAUUUCUUCCUUAGACCAGCUGCAAUUCAAAGAUGUCCAAUAUGAACAUCAUGCAUCUGUAGCUUUAAAUCACCAUUAAUCCAGCAUACUUGUGACUUUGGUGACAGACCAGCAAAUUUUCUAGGCUACUAGGAAUCAGGACCACAGUGAAUUUAAAGAGAGUAUGGGAUCACAGAAAGCAGCAUCUGGAGAGCUCAAUGGCAAACCAUUGAGAUUUCUAAUUGAUAGUGGAAUAUUGGAGUUUUACUAGUACAGUAUUCAUUUAAAGUAUAAUGAAACUGAGACUGCAGAAAUGUUGUUCAAAUAACGAAUAAACAAGUGGAAAAAUUACAAUUAUUUCUAUGAAUAAAGUUUCACAAGAUGUUCUUUAAACUAUAUAGCUGAUUUUGUUUCUUAAUCCUUAAUGUUUAACAUAAACUGUAAAAUUGUAAAUAUCACGAAGUGAGUUGAGUUAUUAUAACUUCCAAAUAAAGCAACAUAACACUGCUUAUAAUCCCCAUCUCGUUGUAACUUUGUUGUAACUCGUUGUAAAGGACUGGUAUUUCUCUCAGAAUGCUGCUGUACCCCCACCACAUUUAUGCACGAAUUGCAUGGGAUUCCACCAAAAUACCUUUUGAGGUUGCUGUCUAUCUGAAAUCAGUCCAUUUCUCACAAAUAUUUCACAAUUUGAUUAAAAUCUGAAGUUUUACUUGGAUCUCAAGGUUGUAUAGUUUAUACAUUCUUUGAUAAUAAAAAUAUACUUUG